CACGAAUACAAAGAGCCAUACGACCUUCGGAUGCCGGUGGGUAUUUUGGAGUCCCCUCUCUCUUCCUUAGGUUGCCGUGGGGGGUUCCAUGCUGGGGUACAGGAAGACUGCCUUCAAACCCCUGAAACUGUCUUCAUCAGGAAGGCCUUUUUAGGCACCCCCUUUUCAGUAAGGGGUGAACGUGACCCCCAUCGUGCGGUGCUGGGGAACACAAGAUCUGCAGGCUGAGGAGAGGCAGCCAUGGACUGUGUGCCCCUUCAAGACUUGCCUGCUCCUUCACAGAACCCACUGCCUGGUGCCCAGGCUCCUCGGGCCACCCUCCAUGAGAAGGGAGAGUGAAUGCAGAGAGGCCAGUGCUUCUACCAAGCUUGUGGAGCCCAGUCCACCCGGGACACACCUCUUGGAGCAGUCGGGCAGGGUGAGCCUGGUGGCUACUGCUCGGGUCAGCCAUGUCCUUCAGCGCCACUAUUCUCUUCUCCCCACCCGGCGGCAGCGAGGCCAGAUGCUGCUGCUGUGCCUGUAAGAGCGAGACCAGCGCGGGCAGCACCAGCUCGCAGGGCGGGAACCCUCCUGCCAGCACCCCUAUCACGGUGACCGGACACGGCCUGGCAGUUCAGAGCUCAGAGCAGCUCUUGCAUAUUAUCUACCAGCGCGUGGACAAGGCGGUGGGUCUGGCCGAGGCUGCUCUGGGUCUCGCCAGGGCCAACAACGAAUUGUUAAAACGUCUCCAGGAGGAGGUGGGGGAGCUGAGGCAAGGGAAAGUGCCCGCCCCUGAGGAAGAGGGGGACAGCCCGGCACAUGGUUCCCCUCCUGAGGAGCAGGGGCCCUUCAAGGAGAGCCCCGGGGAAGCCUGCAAGACUGUGACUGCCGCGGAGGAGUGUGACAUGGCGGGCAGCGGCGUGCAGGUGGUGAUGGAGGAGCUGCCGCAGCUGGGGGCAGCCUCGGCCGGGGGGCCUGGGCCUUUGGGCUUCCCUGGCACCCAGAGGGACCUGCGGCUCCCAGGAUGCUCCCUGGCUGCCAGUGAGGGGCCCCCAAUCCUCAAUCCUCUGGUGGAUGAUUAUGUGGCCUCUGAGGGUGCAGUACAGCGAGUGCUGGUCCCUGCUUACGCCAGGCAGCUCUCACCAGCCACACAACUGGCCAUCCAGUGGGCAACCUCAGAGACAGGGCCAGAAAAUGGAACCAAGCUGCCACCGCCCAGGCCUGAGGAUAUGCUCAGUGCUGCUGCUGCUCUGGAUGGUGCCUUGGAAGAGUCAAGCCCUGGGGGAACUGGGGAGCUGAGACACUCUCUAGGAUUUACGGCUUCCCCGUGCAGGACCAGAGGGACUGGGCAGAAGAACUCCAGGCGCAAGCGGGAUCUGGUACUUUCUAAAUUGGUCCACAAUGUGCAUAACCACAUCACCAAUGACAAGAGGUUCAAUGGGUCUGAAAGCAUCAAGUCAUCUUGGAAUAUUUCAGUAGUGAAGUUCCUUCUGGAAAAGCUCAAGCAGGAGCUGGUGACCAGUCCCCACAAUUACACUGAUAAGGAGCUGAAAGGAGCAUGUGUAGCCUAUUUCCUUACUAAGAGGCGUGAGUACCGCAACUCCCUGAACCCUUUUAAAGGCCUGAAGGAAAAAGAGGAGAAGAAACUUCGAAGUCGCAGAUACCGGCUUUUUGCCAAUCGGUCCAGUAUCAUGAGGCAUUUUGGACCUGAGGACCAGCGCCUGUGGAAGGAUGUGACAGAAGAGCUGAUGUCAGACGAAGAGGACAGUCUCAAUGAGCCAGGUGUCUGGGUGGCCCGGCCUCCCCGGUUCCGGGCCCAGCGCCUCACUGAGCUCUGCUACCACCUGGAUGCCAACUCAAAGCAUGGCACUAAAGCCAACCGUGUGUAUGGGCCUCCUUCAGACCGAUUACCUUCAGCUGAGGCCCAGCUUCUCCCACCAGAACUUUACAAUCCUAAUUUUCAAGAAGAGGAAGAUAAGGGAGGGGAUGAGAAUGGACCUGUCUCCCCCUCUUUUGACCAACCCCACAAAACCUGCUGCCUUGACUUGAACUCAUUCAUAGAAAUCAAGGUGGAAAAGGAUGAGUGAAAUCUAUAACCUAGACCGAGUCCUGCCGCUCGUCUUGUCUCAGCAGUGGGACUCCCCAGAAUAACGGAUGUCCUGUACAAUCUGAGAAAGCAAACCUGCCUCUCUUCUUAACACAGGCCCCACUGGAAGGGGAAGCUGGCCGCUCUGGUGGGAUUAAAAAAAGAAGGGACACAUCUAGAAGCGAGAAAAUUCCCCCCACUGUGAAUGACAAGACAGACAAUGCUUAUUCCUAAGCAUAAACAGUGCCUCAGAGGAAUCUGGGAUGAGAAAAGGAGGAUGGGUCUAAGAAACAUGAGGCCUUCUUAACAUGUGCCCUGGUCUCUGAGUUGUUUUUCCCCAUUUCCCUCAAAGCCCUGGGGAAGCAGCUGUGUUGUACCUCUGCUUCCCCAGCACUGCUGGUCUUGCUCUGCAGUGGAAGCAGCACUGAAGCAGUCCAGGGUAACACUGCCACCUGGUGGGCAGCUUUGGCCAUGGGCUGAGUCUUCUGAGUAAGGCACUGUUUGGGAAUUGAGAUCUAGUUAUAAUAGCUAUUGUUUAUUGAAUUAUAUAAAGCAGAUUUUAUUAUUCCCAUCUUACACAUGAGGAGAUUAAGGCUUAAAGUGUUCCCACAUCUCACCUGCAGGUGCUCUCCCACCAUGGGACUAAGCAGUAUAGAUAGGGCUUUGUAGCUAUUUCUUAGUCCUGUCAGCCACGCUGUAUUUUGAUGAAGGUGUGUGUGCACACGCACAUAUAGGCACGCACACACUCACGCAAAAUAUGUGCAUUUUGUAUGGACAAAAUAUAUUGACUGUCUACUAGGUAUGAGGUAUUGUGCUAGGUGCUAUGGAUAUACUGUUCGCCAGUUAGUGACCAGAGGCUUUAUUGUCCAGUCAGGAAUCCAGGCAGUUAAAUAGGCAAUGAAAUGAACUGUGAUUAGGGUGAUGGCAGGGGAGCAUGGGGUGCAUUGGCAGCGUACAGCAUGGAGAGCUAGCCUACUCUGGCAGUCUGGGAAAGUUGCUUAGAGCUGUGUUCAGACUGAUACCUGACAGCUGGGGAGGAGUUAACCACAAAGGAAGGGGAAGCCAGGAGCCAGAAGAAUGUUCCAGACACAGGCAACAGAAAGCACAAAAGUCCAGAGGCAAGAGAACACACAGACAAGGUGAAAUUUCACUGCAGAACAAUUUGGGGAGGGGAAGAUGCUGAGAAAAGCUGGAGAGGUAUAGAGACCUUAUAAAAUAAAUAGUACAGACUUUAUAGUUCAAGGGCAAUGAGAAAUCAUUGAAAAGUUUGAAACAGGGAAACCAUAUGAUCAGCUUUGUGUUUUAGAAGCAUUACUUGACCUCAAAUGUAAGAUGGGCUGGAGGAAUAAAGUCUUGGCGGGGAGACUUUUGCAGUGGUUCAGAGAGAAAAGCUGCCAUAUACAAUGGAGAUGAGGAGAGGGCAGAUUUGAAAAAUAUUUAGGAAGACUUGAUGGGACUUGGUUGGAUCUGAGGUUCGGGAAGAGGACAUAAAGUUUUUGGCUUAAGCAGCUAAGUGGUGCCAUUUACUCAAGGAAUACUGGAGGAGCCAGUUUCGGGAGGUAGGGGAGAUGAAAUCAGGUUAGGGUGUUUUAUAUCUCAGACAACCACGUGGACAUGUUAGUUGUCAGUUGAGUUUUUAAGUCUAAGAAAAUCUGGGCUAGAGAUAUGUAUUUGGGAGUCAUCUGUGUAUAUAGGUGGUAAUUAAAUCAUGGUGAUGGAGGUUAGGGCCCAUGGGCUCCUGGCUCCAGUUCAGACUAUGGAAUGGUAUGAGCACUACUGGUGCAUGCCCCAUCUUUGCACCUUUCUGCUCACUUGUCUCUGCUUCUUUAGCCCUGAAAACAGGUCAUUCAUCCCAACUGUGCUCACUGCUGCCACCACCAACUUCUGGACUGGGCUUCUCAGUUUUUCAUAAGUUAUUCCCAUCCUCACCCCAGAGGAGCAACACUUCCAAAUAUUAGAAGCUGGGUGGAUAGGUCAGAUGUAAGUAAUUAAAAGGAAGAAUCCAUGUUCUCUUUUUCCACCAGGAGGCAGGAAAGGAGGGAGAGCUUUAUAGUUAAUGGAGGCUUACAGCAGGUUCUGGAUGUGACUUGACAGACAGUUCCCCUUCCUAGGAAUGCCCUCAGUUCUCCUGCUACCUAUUUUGACAGUAAAGGCUCCUUUGGGUGAAAGAAAAGCUAUGAAUCUGAAGGGGGAAACAGAGAGGCUGAUUCUCUGGAGAGAUGAGAUCAGGGAGACAGUGCAGCUAGGACAAAGCAGCCAAAUGGUUUGUGCUAAAUUAAUUUCCCCAAAUAUAUUAGUCACCUUUCCUAUCCCAUCUCUUAAGGCUACACUAAGAUUGUAAAAGGUGUUCAAAAUGUUGAGAUGAAAAUAAUAUGCACGAUUUGUUUGCAUAUAAUUCUCAUACUCAUUUACUAUCUAAAUACAAAGGAGUCGUUUUCUUUCUCCAGUUUUCUUCCCCUGACUCUUGCUAGCCUGGGCAAACUGCUAGCCUGGGCAAAGUCAGCUGGCUGGCAUUUAAUGAGAUACGUUCAGCCUCAGCCAUGGCUCCUUUUAUUUAUUUUUUUAUCUUUCUAGUAUAGUCCAUAUUAACCACUUUUCCUUUUCCACUCUGAUUGUUUUGACUUGCCAUUGUCUCCAAACAACAUUUCCUCCUCUUCCUUCCUCUUAAUACUUACUCUUCCUUGCCAUUCUCCUUUGCGCCAAACCAAGGCGGGUAGAGGCUUUCGCUAGACCUAAAACCUGGUCUAUACCCAGAGCCACCUGAAAUACUUGCUAAAAAUCUCAUUUCCCAACACCAGGGGGUGUUUGUCCACCCCUCUAUCUGCCCUACCCUGAACGCAGAGCUGGGGCUCAAACCUUUUCCUCCCUCUUUUCCAUAGACAUCAACGCUCCCUCCCGGCACAGAGCUUUGGGUUGAGAAAGUGGUGGCUCUUUACUGCAGUUUAUCUGUUUGCCUCUCAUUCUCUAAUUAUUUUUUCUUAUCCCGGUCAUCCUUCGGUCCCCCCACCCCAUCCCCUUAGCUCUGGCCCUCCCUUUCUAUCACUCAGUCCCCACCUCCUCUCUACGAGGGCUCUCUCGCCGUUCUGGGCUCUUCACCGAGCGCCUCUUAACCUCUGCAUGCAUCUACCUUUCUCCCCCCUCCCCGCAUGCCCCUUCCCAGCCAGCCUCUGCAGCACCCCCACUGCUCCCCGAACUAGGAACAAAGUCCCGGUGUUUGCGCAGAGCCAGCCUCGCGCCUCCCGAUCUGAGGCCGGCAUUCCACAGUGCCCCUCCGCGCA
Talpa occidentalis (Iberian mole) is the source of this 5343-nucleotide messenger RNA. RefSeq names its product chromosome unknown C14orf93 homolog (gene CUNH14orf93). NCBI's taxonomy places the organism in Eukaryota, Metazoa, Chordata, Mammalia, Eulipotyphla, Talpidae. The coding region runs from base 450 to 2066 and encodes 538 amino acids. The record is from RefSeq and is a predicted model, not a curated record. The transcript is spliced from 7 exons.